AUGGCUGUGCUUGUGUUUCUGACCUUGUUGGUGGCAGGUGUUUUGGGGAACGAGUUUAGUAUAUUAAGAUCACCAGGGUCUGUUGUUUUCCGAGAAGGAAACUGGCCUAUACCAGGAGAACGGAUCCCAGAUGUUGCUGCAUUGUCCAUGGGCUUCUCUGUGAAGGAAGACCUCUCUUGGCCAGGCCUCGCAGUGGGUAACCUAUUCCAUCGUCCUCGAGCUACAGUGAUGGUGAUGGUGAAGGGAGUGGACAAGCUGGCUUUACCCCCAAAUAGUGUCAUUUCAUACCCUUUGGAGAAUGCAGUUCCUUUCAGUCUUGACAGUGUUGCAAAUUCCAUUCAUUCCUUAUUUUCUGAAGAAACUCCUGUGGUUUUGCAGUUGGCUCCUAGUGAGGAAAGAGUGUAUAUGGUGGGGAAGGCAAAUUCAGUUUUUGAAGACCUUUCAGUAACAUUACGACAGCUCCGUAAUCGCCUGUUUCAAGAAAACUCCAUUCUCAGUUCACUUCCCCUCAAUUCCCUGAGUCGGAACAAUGAAGUCGACCUGCUCUUUCUUUCCGAACUGCAAGUGCUACAUGAUAUUUCAAGUUUGUUGUCUCGACAUAAGCAUCUAGCUAAGGAUCAUUCUCCUGAUUUAUAUUCACUGGAGCUGGCAGGUUUGGAUGAAAUUGGGAAACGUUAUGGGGAAGACUCUGAACAAUUCAGAGAUGCUUCUAGGAUCCUUAUUGACUCUCUGCAAAAGUUUGCAGAUGACAUGUACAAUCUUUAUGGUGGGAAUGCAGUGGUAGAGUUGGUGACUAUCAAAUCAUUUGACACAUCCCUUGUGAGAAAGACAAGGACUAUCCUUGAGGCAAAACAGAUGAAGAGUCCACCAACUCCCUAUAACCUUGCAUAUAAGUAUAAUUUUGAGUAUUCAGUGGUUUUCAACAUGGUACUUUGGAUAAUGAUUGCCUUGGCCUUGGCUGUGAUUGUCACCUCUUACAAUAUUUGGAACAUGGAUCCUGGAUAUGAUAGCAUCAUUUAUAGGAUGACCAACCAGAAGAUUCGAAUGGAUUGAACUUUCCUUACACCAGACUUAGAAAAGGGGUUUGGAAAUUUGCUGUUUUGUUAAAAUAAAUCUUUCGGUGGUUUAAACUAGAUAGCAUAAUUUAAAUUUACAAAAAAAGCAAAUUUUGUUCUCUGUUUUGUGUGUGCCUGUGACUUUUUUUUAAAAGUGGAUUACAGUAUUGGUGUGAAUCAAAUUGUGUGAUAUAGAUUCCCUAAUAUGCUCAAAUAUUAUAUAACCAUUUAAUAAUACAGUUUCAUUCCAUUUAACAUAUGGAAAUAUGCACUGAAAUAAUUGUAAAACAUUUAGAUUAGCUUGUGUUAUUUAUAUUGAAACGUUGCACUGAAUUUAUUAGAGAAACUUAAGGAUGCUUAAUUUCCUUACAUGGGAUAGGUGAAAAUCAUGUUUGAGCUGUUGUGUACUAUUAACCAUUUGUAAAUGUCUUAAUUUGAUGUAAAUAGCUCUAAAACAAGAGAAAACGUUUCUAAUCUAGAGCAACCCUAAAAUAUGGAUGUGCUUACACAAUUUCUUAGUUUUGCAACUGUAUUCUGAUUGACAGGAUAGUUAUUUUUUAACCUCUUCUAAAAGUUUGGUGAUCCGAAUGGUCUGGUGGGGAUAUUAAAAAUACUAUGUUGAUCUAAGAAACAGGUAGCUUUGUGGAGGAAUAGAUGUAAAAACAUCUUGGCGGGGGAUACUUUGGGGCAUGAAUAUAAAAUAUUUUUAUUUCAGUAACUUUUCCCCCUAUGUAAGUAUAUAUGGUUUGCGGUACAACUUCAUUCUAUAGAAUACUAAGUGGAAAUGGAUAAUUCCUACUUUUCAUGUGAAAGUGGACCAAUGUCUUACUAUAAAGAGUGACAAAUAAAGUUAAUAAUGAUUCCAAA
Molecule: messenger RNA, 1922 nt
Organism: Orycteropus afer afer
Lineage: Eukaryota; Metazoa; Chordata; Mammalia; Tubulidentata; Orycteropodidae
Gene: ATP6AP2
Product: ATPase H+ transporting accessory protein 2
Biological process (GO): positive regulation of Wnt signaling pathway
Cellular component (GO): external side of plasma membrane; membrane
Molecular function (GO): signaling receptor activity
Source: RefSeq, a predicted model, not a curated record